This is a messenger RNA of Cydia fagiglandana, 8833 nucleotides long. It is a transcript of the gene rock1, whose product is annotated as rho-associated protein kinase 2. Gene Ontology annotation, molecular function: ATP binding; Rho-dependent protein serine/threonine kinase activity; small GTPase binding. NCBI's taxonomy places the organism in Eukaryota, Metazoa, Arthropoda, Insecta, Lepidoptera, Tortricidae. Bases 429 to 4496 code for a protein of 1355 amino acids. Gene Ontology annotation, biological process: peptidyl-threonine phosphorylation; embryonic morphogenesis; actomyosin structure organization. Gene Ontology annotation, cellular component: cytoskeleton; cytoplasm. The transcript is spliced from 13 exons. The record is from RefSeq and is a predicted model, not a curated record.
GCGAACUUCAUACCUGCAGCUAACUUCAUAAUAUUGUUCGAUCAUCGGUCAAGCGGUUGAAUAUUUCGUAAUUAGACAAUAUUUUUAAAGCUGUGCCAAUAAUUAUUACUAUUUAGUGUUCGUUUAUCAAUAAUAUUUAGUAGAAAACCGUUUUUUCGAUAGGAUAUAAUCGCGAACGUGCAUAUGCUUUGUUGUGAGAACCACCUUUAUCUGCUGUCAUUUUGAGCUAUGCAACACAAUUUUUUCGACUUCUCGAUAAUGAAAUAUAACUUAGCGGUGGAAUAGUGCGUCUCGGACAAAACAAACGGGCAGUGGUCUCCGAAGGUCGUGUACUCGUCGAGGGUUCGCGAUGUGGCAUCAGUGGGUGGUGUGAUCUGGAGAAUGUGCGGUGGCGUUUAGUGCGUGAAGACGUGAGAAAGGGUGUCAGUAUGGAGGUAGUGGUGAAGGACGAGGAGCGCAUGCGGCGGCUUCGCGCGCUGGAGGAGCGGCUGUGCGACCCGCGGUCACCGGGCAACGUGGACUCGUUGCUGGACACGGUCGCGGCGCUGGUCUCCGACUGCGACCACCCGGCCAUACGUCGCAUGAAGAACGUCGAGGCCUACACUAGCAGAUAUGAAGAGUUUGCAUCUGAAAUUGUUGAUCUUCGUAUGAAGGCAGCAGAUUUUGACCUAAUAAAAGUGAUAGGUCGGGGAGCAUUCGGGGAAGUGCAACUAGUCAGACACAAGUCCACACGUCACGUGUACGCCAUGAAGCUGCUGAGCAAAGUAGAGAUGAUCAAAAGAUCAGACUCCACCUUCUUUUGGGAGGAGAGACACAUAAUGGCACACGCUAACUCAGAAUGGAUUCUCAAAUUACAUUUUGCCUUCCAAGACCACAAGUAUCUUUACAUGGUAAUGGAUUACAUGCCUGGUGGUGAUCUUGUUAGUCUCAUGUCUAAUUAUGAUAUACCCGAGAAGUGGGCCAAGUUUUAUACAAUGGAAAUAGUGCUGGCAUUAGACGUAAUCCAUAACAUGGGGUUUGUUCACCGAGAUGUAAAGCCGGAUAACAUGCUAAUUGACAAGUAUGGUCACUUAAAAUUAGCAGAUUUUGGCACCUGCAUGAGAAUGGGCCCUGAUGGGCUGGUGAGAGCUAGCAAUGCUGUAGGGACUCCAGAUUAUAUUUCUCCUGAGGUCUUACAGUCCCAAAAUGGAGAAGGAGUGUAUGGCCGUGAAUGUGAUUGGUGGGCUGUGGGUAUAUUUUUGUAUGAAAUGUUAAUUGGGGAUCCACCCUUUUACGCUGAGAGCUUAGUAGGAACUUAUGGGAAAAUUAUGGAUCACAGAAACUCUUUACAGUUUCCUGAUGAUGUAGAAAUAUCUAAAGAGGCCAAGUCUCUUAUAAGAGGGCUGCUUACAGACAGAGUUAGAAGAUUAGGUAAGAAUAGUGUUGAUGAAAUCAAGCAACACCCAUUCUUUUACAAUGAACAGUGGAGCUUCGAUAAUCUCAGAGACUCUGUGCCACCUGUAGUCCCUGAGCUGUCCAGUGAUGAUGACACUAAAAAUUUUGAUGAAAUUGAAAAAUCUGAUGCAUUAGAUGAAUCUUUUCCAGUGCCAAAAGCAUUUGUUGGCAACCAUUUACCCUUUGUGGGCUUCACUUACAAUGGGGAUUACCAACUGUGUGGUCGUAGGAACCAGCACACAGAUGUUGUAGACACAAUCUCAACCAAUCAUAUUAACAAUGUUGGUUCUGAAGCAAUUUUGCAGCUAGAGAAACUUUUAGAGAGAGAGAGGGAUGGCAGACGUAAACUUGAGGAUAGACAAGUGAGCCUUUGUGCUCAGUUGGAAGAACUGUCUCAGAGAGAAUCUAGAAGUAAAAAAUUAAUAGCAGACACUGACAAAGAGUUGGCAUUACUCCGACAUGACCUUAAGGAAAUUCAGCGCAAGGCAGAGAUUGAAGCAGAGUCAAGAAGGAAAGCAGAAAUGAACUACAGUGAAGCCAAAAGACGACUCGAGGAAGAACAGAACAAGAGAGCAAAAGAAAUGAGCAACCUACAAAAUUACAAUGAUAAAAUCAACACCCUAGAAAAGCAGUUGACGGAAUUACGCGAGAAACUAAAGCAGGAGUCGGAGGCUGCGGCUAAGGCGCGGAAACAGGCGGCAGAGAUGACGGCUGCGCAGGCUGCCGCCGCCGCCGUCAGCGACGGGACAACGGCGCGUCUGCGCGCGCAGCGGGACUCGCUCGAGCGCGAGCGGGCGACGUUAGCCGACGAGCUGGCCGCUGCGAAGGCCGGCAAGCAGCGUGCCGAGGCCGCCGUGGCCGAGGCGGGUGGCCGCCUCAGCGCUGCGCACGCAGAGCUCGAGCGCUCGGCCGCGCGCUUGGGGCAGGUGGCCAACGACAACCGUCAGCUGACGGAGCGCGUGUCGCAGCUCGAGAAGGAGUGCGCGUCGCUGGCGCACGAGCGCUCCGCCGCGCACCACCUGUACCAGCAAGAGCUCCGCGCCCACCAGGACACGCAACGCUCGCAGCUGCUUUCCAAGCAGGAAGCCAACCUCGAGCUAGUCAAAGCGCUGCAAGCUAAGCUGAACGAAGAGAAGGCGGGGCGGCAGCGCGCCGAGGCCACGUGCCAGGAGAAGGACCGCCAGAUGUCCAUGCUCAACGUCGACUACCGCCAGAUGCAGCAGCGCCUGCAGAAGCUGGAGGGCGAGCAUCGCCAGGAAAGCGAGAAGGUGGUGGGCCUGCAAGCGGCCCUCGAGCAGGAGCGCGCCGCGCGCUGCGCCGGGGCGGGCGAGACGGCCGCCGCCGAGGCCGCCGCGCGCGCCGCCGCCGCCGAGCGCGACGCGCGCGCCCGCGACCUGCACAACGUGCGCCAGGCCCUGCACACCGCCUCCGAGAAGCUGGCCGCUGCGAGUGCUGAACGAGACAUGUAUUACACUAGGAGCGAGGAGCUGCGGUCUCAGCUGGAGAACGAGCAACACUUCAGCCACGUGUACCGCGCGCAGGUGGGCGAGGUGCGCGCGCAGCUCGAGGAGAGCGCCCGCGCCGCGCGCGACCUCGAGCAGGAGCGCUCCAGCCUCAUGCACCAGCUGCAGCUGGCCAUCGCGCGCGCCGACUCCGAGGCCAUCGCCAGAUCGAUAGCAGAGGAGACAGUCGGCGAGCUCGAAAAGGAAAAGACCAUGAAAGAGCUAGAAAUGCGCGACGCUCUAGCUACGCACCGCAGCGAGUUAGCCGCGCGAGACUCUCUCGUGCAAGGCCUGCGCGACCGCGAGCAUGAGAAUCGCGCCACCAUCGAUCUGCAACGGAAGGAGGUAGACGAGUUGCGGCGCAGCGGCACGGCGCUGGCCGAGCGCGUGGCGGGGCUGCAGCGGCUACAGGAGGAGGUGGAGCGGCUCAACAAGAAGCUCAACUCCGAGAUCAUGCUCAAGCAGCAGGCCGUCAACAAGCUGGCCGAGAUCAUGAACAGGAAAGACAUGAACCCGGCCGUGACAAAGAACAAGAGCAAGAUGUCUGUGCGCAAGGACAAAGACUACCGCAAGCUGCAACAGGAGCUCACCCGCGAGAAGGACAAGUUCGAUCAGCAGGUGGCCAAGAUGCAGCGCGACCUGCAGGACACGCAGCAGCAGCUGCUGGAGGAGCAGCAGACCCGGCUGAAGCUCGCCAUGGAGGUCGACAGCAAAGACGUAGAAAUCGAGCAGCUAAAAGAAAAACUCGCCGCGCUGACCUCCGAAACAGCAUCCCAAUCCUCCGCCGACGCAGAAGAUGGGGAGACAGAGCAGACCCUCGAAGGCUGGCUGUCCGUGCCGAUCAAACAGAACAUAAGGCGCCACGGCUGGCGCAAGCAAUAUGUAGUGGUGUCAUCGAAGAAGAUCAUCUUCUAUAACUCAGAGAGUGAUAAGCAGAACACUACGGAUCCUGUUAUGAUCUUGGAUUUGAGCAAAGUGUUCCAUGUACGGUCAGUGACACAAGGCGACGUGAUCCGCGCAGACGCCAAGGACAUCCCUCGGAUAUUCCAACUGCUGUACGCUGGCGAGGGCGAGGCGCGGCGGCCGCAGGACGCGCUCGACCAGCCGCAGGACCAGACCGACCAGCAUGGCAACACGGUGCAGCACAAGGGGCACGACCUGGUCAGCAUCACGUACCACAUCCCGACGGCGUGCGAGGUGUGCACGCGCCCGCUGUGGCACAUGUUCCGUCCGCCGCAGGCCUACGAGUGCCGCCGAUGCCGCAUGAAGAUCCACGCGGAGCACGUGUCGGAGGCGGAGUCGGUGGCGGCGUGCAAGCUGCACGCGGACCGCGCACGCGAGCUGCUGCUGCUGGCGCCCGGCGCGCCCGACCAGCGCCGCUGGGUGGCGCGCCUGGCGCGCCGCGUGCAGCGCUACGGCUACCGCGCCGCGCACACCAACCACGACCACACCAAGCUGUCGCCCAGAGACUCGAUGCGCUCCAACCUGAAGAUAUCGUACAUGAACGCGAGCCAGCGCAGCUCCACGCUGCCCGCCAACGCGUCGCUGCCGCGCCAGUAGCGCCGCCUGUGCUCGCGAACGUACACUGACGAUGGCAACAUGUUUGGAUCCCAAUUUCGUUCAUCACCCAUCGGUUUGUACUAACAUUAUAUUUUCGUAGACGUCAUUUGUUUUAAAUGUGAUCGGUUUUCGUCCGCUCAACGGCGUUAUAUUUUGUUACGAUAUUUUUCGAUGAAUCUAUUGAAAAUUUGUUUUUGUAACUUAUUCAGUGAUUUAUAAAAUAAGCUAGUCUCAUGUAGUAAGUUCAAAUUGCGCCUAAGUUAAAUGAUUCAGCUUGACUGCUGUGAUAGUUUUUGAUAAUUUACAAGUGAGUACUUACAUAUGAAUAUGACACGCGUUUGGAUCGAUCGAAGCGUCGCAGGAACUCAAUUCGCGCCUUCACAUUUGCAAAGUUUUCGUACAGUAUUUGACAGUUGUCAAACAUAAUUUGCACCUUUAUGCCAGUUGGGCCCUAAUGACGUGAUGCCUGCAAUAAUAUUUUGCAUUUAUUUUUGCCUUUGGCACAUUUAUCUCGAAUUCAUACAGAUGAACGAACAGCGUCAAAUUGAGUGCCUGGGCGAUCACGACUGCGAUCACCUCUCGAGUUAAUAUUAUACAGCAGCAUACAUUGUUUAUAAAAUAGCUCAUACGCAGACUAUGAUAAUAUUAAUUUUAGGGUGUUUAUUAUAACACAAUACGUAGACUCUCAGGGUAUCUUCUUGCAUCCUCGCGUCCAUCCAGUUAAGACUACUCGAUAGUUUUGUACACGCGCCUUCAUCUUACAACAUCAAGGCAACGAUCAUAAAGUUGCAGUUUAAACAUUAAUUUUGGCUAUAACUUGGCCAGAUAUAUAAUGUGAAUUACACAAAAUUGUGAAUGACAGUGAAUAUUUGCAUUUUAAUUUGUUUCUAAGAGCUGAAUAGGUUCGUUCGCAGACGUUUCUGCUUGAUACAAAAUUCAUUCAGAUUUAAUGUACUAAAUUCAUGUUAUUCUUAGUAAAAGUACAAGUAACAAUAAAAGUUCCACAUUUAUACUCCCUGUGCUAUCAGAACACGACGGCAUGUUUUUUUUCUGGGACCUCAAAUCUCUACCUAUGUAAGAUCUUUGCAAUUCCAUAGUAAACAAGUACCUUACUUCGUUUACCACUGAUUAAAUAAUAAUAUGUAUGUUACUUUACUCUGACAUAGUAUAUUUCUGUUUAUUUUGUAACGCCUAUAACCAGAUUUGCAUUUUAUUAUAUUUAGAUAUUUUUUGUUAUAUUUUUGUGUUAAAAUUCUUUGUGUUUUAAUUGUUCAUAACCAACUUAUUUGUUAUUAUUACUGUAGAAAAGGUUCCAGAAUUACGUAAAGAUUAUUUUUUUUUAUGUUGUGGUCUAAUACUAUCAAUGUUUUUAAAAAACCCGUACGGCCUACACUGGUGUAAUUUAAAAAUAAUGGCCAAGCACAGCCAUAAACGUUCCAAUUAAAUGUUAUCGGUAUACCGACGGAAUUGUGACUGAAUAGGGUCUUAUAAAUUGGUGAUAAUCUGAUUCUAAACCCAAUUUUAUAUGUUGUAUUGCACUUUUUAAUAACUAAUUAAUCAAUAUGGAAAUAGCGGUAGUGACAGAAUGUAAUUAUAAUGAAUUAAUGACAUUUCAUCUGAUGUCAAGUCUUAAAAACUGGCGUAUGUUUCUUUAAGGGAAACAACGUUACAACAUCGGUCCGUUUGAAAAUCGAGCUUUUUAACAUUACUUAUAGUAGUCAAUACUACUGACACUAUGUGACAUGCUGUGACAUUCACACUAUUGCUAAUAACUGCACUGGUUACUAAACUAUUCACAUUCUGCACUCGUUGCGUUCUUCUAGAUAGGAGUAUUACGAGUAAUGUGAGCACUCUUGACGGGACCUAACGUGUUAGAGUAUGCAACGUGCUGCCGCACUUGCAACAUAACGAAAUCAGUGCCAUAAGUGAUUUGUUUAGUGAAACGGCUCCGGUAGUUGCUCAAAACCAUUUUCCACUAAAUCCAGCGAGUUACUUAAUUAUAUAAGACUCCCAUUCGGGCUUCCUUGAAUCAUACGAUCUUUUUAUACUGUUUAGACUAGUGUUAUGCGCUUAUUGUAUCGUUAUUAUAAUCGCGUUUUGUAGGUUAUGCGAACUUAUACUAUCUAAAUGCCUAAUUCUGUGUCUGACUAAUCUGGCGGGGCACUGAUAUUUAUGUGAUUCAAAGCAAUAAAAACAAUCGGUUGUCGCACAGUGUAUCGACUAAUAUAAUCUUAUUCGGAGUAUAUGGGUGCCAAAUGUCUGAUUUGGUGAAUUACCUAUUAAUGGUACAAAACUUGUAAUUAUCCCUAGUCGCUAAAUGCCGCGAGACGGCGUCAGUCGAGGGGUUAUUGCGAUGCCAAGUCAAUACUUUUAAACACCAAUUUUAUUACGCCUUCGUAGGUUUAUAUAACAUUUUCUACAGAUGUGAUUUUAAAGUACAAAAGUGUCGAGAGUACAUUCUUGUUCAUGUACUGACCUUGCCAGAAGUCAAGUGGUAAUGCGGUAUUACUCUUGGCGGCUCGCUCAAUUGUUUAAGGCCCGAACAGACGGAAUGCAUUCCAGCUGCGCCUUAUGCAUAAUAGAAACUGUACCUUAACAACGCAGACGGCGUAAUACAAGUUGCAGUGUAGUAUUUCGUUUUAGUUUUUGGCUAAUACAAAUACAAAGCAAUUCAACAAUCGUUAUAACCAUCUUGAAGGUCUAACGGAUCAUCAGCACUAUAUUUAAGAACAAUAUGAUUACAAGUCUUAUACAUAAAGGGCCUUCCAAGGCGCGCCACGCGUCGGCCCGACUACACAUGGAUGACCCUUUAUCUAUUAUUGGACUUGUAAUCUGUUAUUCAUAGAGACAGUCUAUAAUCCGUGGGACCUUCAAGACGGUUUUGACGACUGUUUAAUACCGUGUUUUGCGGGAAACCUAACAAUUGCUUUGUAUUUCUUAAAUACACUGUAAAUUGGAUUGGUCAAAAACAAAAACGAAACACUAUAGAAUUCAAUCCGUCUGCUGGAGCUAGUGAUCCAAAAGGCUCGAGCGUUUUGGAUCACUAGCUGGAGCCUUUUGGAAGGGCAUACCGCGCUCGUUGAGCUGUGAUAGUGAAGAAGUGUCUACGAACACCCGUGGUGCUACAGGAAGCACGCCUCCGACGCAUUGUUGUUACUAGUGGUUCUUGUUGAAUAGAUGCGCUGUUUAUUAUUGCUCUACACACUGUUUACAUUCCUCCGACGAAAGCUAUGUUGAGUUUUGUUUAUCUUAGUUUUAUAUUGACUCAAGUUCAACUCUCUCGCUUGUCCAGUUAUCGCUUUUAUAUACUUUUAGAUAUAAGUCCGAAACAAUCUCUGUUCAUUUAUGUACUGACAUACGAAUUUCAAAUUUACCUAGGUACUUAAGUGUUUGAUAGAUGGCAAUCACCGUAGUUAUACGCUUAUUUUUGAGAUGCAUUUUUAAAUAUAAUAUGAUUAGGCAGCUGUUGCAUCGUGUUACUCCAUUCCAUGAUAUUUUAUUUUUCGCGCGUUUGGAAAUGGUUCGUUUGCCAAAGAAAUUUUGAAAAUCAGCAAAAACAAAAUUAUUUCACGUCUUAUUUUAAUAGUCCACGUUUUGUUUCCGUGCUUGUCAUUAAUAUUAAUUCAGUAUGAUAAUAAUUAUUGUUAUUUACUAUGCAUAAUUAUAAACCUGAUUUUAUUACACGACAUUUUGCGGGAGUAUUUUUUUAAGUAAUCGUAGCCUUAUCCUUUAUACACGUUAGUAUGUUAAGAAAUACUCCCAAAUUGUCUGACGUAUAACACUCCGAUAGUGGACAAUGUAAAAUCAUAUUAUGUAAAUUAUUUAUUAUUAUUCAAUUACAUCUCUUAUUGUAACGUUUUAUUUAUCGAGCUAAAAUUGUAAGUUCCUAACUAGCUAGCUUCUCAUUUGUAAAGUAUACUUCUCAGUUAGCUUGUCGCUGAUAGUUUGUUCGGCUUAACAGUUAUCGCGUAGUAGGUGUAACGUUAUUACUCUAAUACAUUAUGAAUCUAUUACUUUAUAAAAUGAUUUCGGAAUUGAGUCUGCGCCUGUGCGCGGGCCGGGCGAAUAAUAAUUAUUAUAUAUGCCUACGUAUACGUGUCAUGCAAUAUACUAAUACCACGUGCCUUAGCUACGGCCCACUCCCAUAUCAUCUAGGCAAACUAUGUUAAAUCUAUCAAUAGUUAUUAUAAUGUACAUAUGUUUUAAAAUAAACCGAUAUUUUAUGGAUUUUUAAGGAAUUUGUAUAUUGUAAAGAUUAUUAAUUAAUUUUAUCAUAAAAUUAAUGCCUAGCUAAUAAGUGCUACAUUUGUGAAAAAUAAAUAACAUUUAAAAACUCA